Selaginella moellendorffii is the source of this 1470-nucleotide messenger RNA. RefSeq lists its product as uncharacterized. The transcript is spliced from 4 exons. The record is from RefSeq and is a predicted model, not a curated record. Bases 1 to 1413 code for a protein of 470 amino acids. Lineage: Eukaryota; Viridiplantae; Streptophyta; Lycopodiopsida; Selaginellales; Selaginellaceae.
AUGGAAUCUGGGCAUGGAGCUGGAUCGCCACCGACAGAGCCUGGCAUGUCUGGAUUUGCUCGAGGUAAGUGUUCAUGGAGCCAUUCAAUGCCUAGGGGUCAAGCGCUCGAAUCCCGGGACAACCGGCGAGAGCGAGACACGUACACGUACACACGCCCAGGUCCCACGUUCGAAUCCGGGCCACUUCUUCUAGGCUAUGGCUAUGGCUACCGCCAAGCAUUGGGGUCCUCCUCCUCUUCUUGGCGCGCUCGCGGCCGCGAUGGAUCUCUUCACCAAAUCCUAACGACGCUCCUCCGGGACGAUCCCACUGCUCCGCCAAUUCGAGGCAAGUUCUUCCAGAUCUCUCACCAGGAGAAAGAGGGCUUUGUCCCAGCGCAGCAGAGAAGAAAGCGAGAGAGAGCCAUGAUUCCGGGCCUCGCGCAACUGGGUCCAAGGAGACGAAGCAAUCGCCAGCAGCAGCAGCAACAGGAGCUCGAGCAGCAACAAAUAAAUUCGCAAGAACAUCGUUCCAGGCACUACCACCACCACCACUACCACCACCAUCACCACCACCAGCAUCAUCACAGCAGACCAAGGGCCUCUACACGAUUCCAGCAUGGUGUUCUUGAUCCACCCUCGCAAGGAACUAACACCACCACCAGCGAGACGGCCUCGUCCAGCCGCCCAGUGGAGCCUUUGUACUCUCAAACACACUCACACGACCGACUCUUUCGUGCCAGGCUACCAUUUUUACUCCAAAGACGCUCCGAGAGCGAGGCUCACAGGGCAGCUCUCGAGGCUCGCGGCCGUUUGGACGAGCGAUUGCGAGAAGCUACAUUCUUGGGCAGAAGGAAUCCCGAGAAUUCGCUGCCAAGGCUGGCGCAGUACUACUUCAACGCUCUCUUCUCGGACGAGGACGAGGAGAGCCUCGUCUGGGAGGACGAGCGCGAGUGGGAGGCGAGCUUGACCGAGUGGCUGGCGGGGAGAGUGUCCGGGUUUCGAGAAUCCUGGCAGCCCGAGUGGAUGAACGACUUGCCGGCGUCGCCGAUCCAGGGGCUGAGCAAGGCGGCAGUGAACGCUCUUCCCAGGGAGAUUUACGGCCAGAAGCGAUCCAGCAAGUGGAGAUCGAGCAGCAAAGGUCCGGAGGAAGAACAGGUGGAUUGCUCCGUGUGCCUGGAGCAGUUCUUGGCGGGACAGACUUUGCUGUGCUUGCCAUGCAAGCACAAGUUCCACCCGGCUUGCCUCACGCCAUGGCUGGAGCAGCACGAGCAGUGCCCGUAUUGCAGAGCUCACAUCCACAGCAGUAGCAGCGGCGCGGGAGGAUCGAGCAAAGGUGGUGACGAGUUUGAGGAUGAUAAUCUCUUGGCUUGGCUGGAAGCGUUCGAGACUGGAAUGUCGAGGAUGAGGUUCACUCCCAAUGGCAGCACCCGGUAGUCCAGCGAAAGCUUGUAUAUACUUUACAUUGGAAAAAUUCCAAGUGAUUUGAUGCUA